Messenger RNA from Dunckerocampus dactyliophorus (ringed pipefish), 2251 nucleotides. Its product is annotated as zinc finger protein 623-like. Bases 244 to 2034 code for a protein of 596 amino acids. The transcript is spliced from 4 exons. NCBI's taxonomy places the organism in Eukaryota, Metazoa, Chordata, Actinopteri, Syngnathiformes, Syngnathidae. The record is from RefSeq and is a predicted model, not a curated record.
CAACUUCAAAGACUCAAUUUCCGGGGAGUGAAGAAGAAGAAUAAGCAUGCUUCCGGUGUGGCCUGGUGUCCUCCGUGCAACGUUUCGUAGUUUGGGGCAAUUGUUUCAAUUAUUUGGGAUUCUGAUCUUGAGAGACUUUUAAUAUUUUUCCGUCGCACGUCGUCCGGCUGCUUAUCAAACAGAUUGAGCACUGUAUCAGCUGUUGUUGGUCCUCCUGGAGGAGACGAGCUGUGCAUUCUCCGCAUGAGAGGCGAAGAGGUGAUGCAGUGGAGGGAGGUGGGUUGCCAAUGGGAGCCUCAAGUGGGCUGGACCAGCGACGUCGCCUGUCAGAGAGAUGCCGUUGAGAGUCGGGACGUCGCCGUCCAGGUGGACCUGCUGACUCAGCAGCUUGGGUGGCGACACACAGGCACAUCCGGCAUGCCGGUUCAGUGUUCAGUGCUACAAUCUGACAGACAAAAUGGCGGAGCAGUGUUGCGCAGGAGCAAAGCCAUUCGAAAUGGCAUCAAAGCACAGACACCAUCCCUCCCCAUCCCCUCCUCUACCUCCCCUAACUCCCCACAGCUUUCCAGCACACGACCGAAGAGGAUUCGGCGUCCGCCAAAGUGGCGAGAAGACCUGCUGACACUGCCCGAGCCCCCAUCUAGUGACCGCUCUAGCAUGGCAGCAGAUGAAGAAACCACGCAGACAUCACCUGAGGCAGGUGUGUUGGCAGUGGUGAAGCUGGAGGACGACAGCAGUGUGUGCGACGUGUGCGGUCAAGUGAUGAAGAACAAGUCCAGUCUGGCCCGCCAUUCGUUUAUCCACACGGGCGAGAAACCAUUUGCGUGCCACCUGUGCGAGCUGCGCUUCAACCGCCGUGACAACCUACGAUAUCAUGUCAGCCACGUACACCCCGACGGCGUCGCCAGGCGGGAGAAGCAUCGUCCAAAGCAGACAUGGCUGUGUGACGUGUGCGGGAAGACCUUCCGCUGCAGGUCAGCGCUCAAGACGCAUGAGGUCAUCCACUUAGGGGUCAAACCUCACCACUGCGACCUAUGCCCCAAGGCCUACAUGCGGAUCAACGACCUGGAGCACCACAAGAAGACAGUGCACGAGGACGGCGGCGAGCGGACGCGUCGCUCAGGCUCGCUGCUCUGCGACUUCUGCGGCAAAGAGUUCAAGUUCAGGUCGCAGCUGGCUGCUCACCUGCAAACGCAUACGGAUGAGCGGCCGCACCUGUGCGAUGUGUGUGGACGCAAAUUCUGCCGCCAGUCCCAGCUGGAGCGCCAUAAGCUCCUCCUCCAUCCUGAUGGCGGGGAGAAUGGUGCUUAUGUGGAAGGAAUGCUGCCUUGCGAAGUUUGCGGCAGGCGGUUCAAGACCGAGGCGCUCCUCGCCACCCACUCCCGUGUGCACACGGGUGACAAACCCUUCCACUGUGGCUUGUGUCUGCGCAGGUUUGUGCGUGCCGCCUGCCUAAAGCAGCACCACAUGCGUGUGCACCUGAAAGUCGGACCGAGGGCGGUGACCCAGCCGAGCCCUCGCACACCAAAAAUAUUCCCGUGUUCUAUGUGUAGCAAGGUGUUUAAGUUCCAGUCUCUGCUGGCCAACCACACCGCUGUGCACAGUGACGAGCGACCCCACGCCUGCGACAUGUGUAGCCGACGCUUCCGACGCCUCAGCCACCUCAAGAGACACAGACGAGUGGUCCACCAUGAUGGGGCCCGCCCGCCUCAGACCUUCAUCUGCCACAUUUGCGGCAAGGAUAAGAAGUGCCGGUCGCAGCUGGCUCGGCAUAUCAUCAUCCACACGGGCGAGCGACCCUUCGGCUGCGACAUUUGCCACGCACGCUUCAAUCGCCAAGGCAACCUGCAGCAGCACAAGAAGCGAAUGCAUGGCAUAGGGAAGCCACGCGAAGACGAAGAGAUGCCCGUGCUGUUUGACGACCUCGACGGGGAUGUGGUUGUUAGCUUCAAACAGGAAGAGAUUGUGGCGAGUGAUGCGUCUACGCCCCCUGACUUAAACUCCCUUACUUCCUGUACACUCAGUGACGCUUAAAGUUGUCGCAACUUUUUGCUUGAAUUCCAAAGAUUUUUUUUCACUUGCCAGUUGAACUCAGGAAGCUGACUGGCUGAAGCACUGAAUGUUUUAAUGAAGACAACACUUAUCUCUUGCUGAUCAAUAACACACGAUGUCAUGACGUACACAAAACAUUAGCUUGAUGUGCUGUUAGCUCUUGAUGAUCAAUAAAGAUCAAAUAAAAAAGUUGCCUUCA